CUCUUGGGCUGUGAACUGAUGCAUUUACCCCCUGCUGGGAGCCAGCGGGCUGGAAAGUGCCUCAUGAUUGCUCUUCCGAAAGGAUGACUGAACCCUCUUCAGUGCUGGAAGAGCUUGUCAUGCCGUGGGACAGAGUGGGCUAGAGGCAGAGUAACUCACGAAACACCACUGGUGGCCUUUUGCUCCAUUCCAGAAUAAAAAGGUGAAUGUUUCCGUAUUGCAAAGCUGUCUAAGGAGUGCAUGGCUCAGAAGUGGAUUCCUAAAGCCAGCAGAGUGAGAGGAGCAGUUGCUGCUGCUUUUACCUGACUAGAGUUUUGAUGAAGGAGUCUUUGUGAGGUGAUCCAUCUUUGCCAUCUUGUGCUUCAAACAAGAACGGCCAUUCCUGUUGAACAGGAGACAAGCCAGUGCCAGCCAAUGCAUCAGAGAUCCUGCAGGGAACAAGCAGAAGGAUUGCCUCUAUUGUUCAGGCUUUAGUCACGACUCCUGCUGAAACUUCAGUGUUGUGGAUUUCACUAACCAUGUUGAAAAGUGAGGAGUACGAAGCCCAGCCAGUACAAAGUCCACAUCUUGCAUGUAUUGAUGGGAUCAUUUCAGCAGCUACUGGGCCAUGAAGAAGGCUGGUUCUCUCAACUGUGCCUGCUCUUUGUCUUGCUAACCGUGCUCUGCAGUGGAGUGAGUAGCACCAUUCUGCUGCAGAAGACAUACGGGAGGAUCACGUCCCCAAACUUCCCAAAUGCUUACCCAAAUCACAAGGAGAGAGUCUGGAAUAUUACUGUCCCCAAGGGAUAUUCUGUCCGUAUCUACUUCACUUAUUUCAACCUGGAGCUGUCCUACCUGUGUGAAUAUGAUUAUGUGAAGCUGAGCUCUGGUGGGAGGACCUUGGCUACGCUGUGUGGGAAGGAUAGUACAGACACUGAGGAGGCUCCGGGCAACAAGACUUAUAUCUCUGUUGACAACAACCUCAUGGUCGUGUUCCGGUCUGAUUACUCCAACGAGAAACCAUUCACGGGCUUUGAGGCCUUCUAUGCUGCUGAAGAUACCGAUGAGUGCAAGCAACUGUUUGAUGGGGAGCCCCUCUGCAAUCAUCACUGUCACAACUACGUGGGGGGCUACUACUGCAGCUGUCGGAUUGGCUACACACUGCAUGAGAACCAGAGGACGUGCAUAGGGAAUUUCAAGCUGGAAUACUUGGUCAUUCCUGCUGAAUGCUGCAUUUCAGAUGUAUUUCUUAGUGACAUCUUGCUUCCCAGUGGGCAGCUUAGCAAGAUCCUCUAGUCCCUGUGUGCUUGCACCAGGACUUUGAAGUUACAGAGAAUUAAGGUGCUGUGAAGCCUUCUGGAGUGGAACGGUACAAGGCAGUGGUGAAGUGCACAUGCAGUGGAUUCCUGCCAGACAGCAGCUGAGGGACGAACACACCCAGUGAAAGCAGGCAAAGAUCAAGCUACCUCCCACCACUCCCUGGCAGAUGGUGUGUGGAGCAUCCCAGCAGCACCAUGAUGGACUGGGGACAUUUAUACCCAAUACUGUGCACUGCAGGUACCUCUACAGCUCUUCUGAGCAGUUUUAUAAAGAAGAAGCUUUCAGGUUGUCAUUUCAGUGCUCAUUCAGCUGAGCACAGAUUCUCAGAACUCGUAAGAAGCCACGUUAGAAAUCCCUGUUUUGACCAAUCUGUUGCCUUACAAGUUACAUAAACUUCCUCUUUCUUGCUUCACACUUCUUAGGAUUUCACUUUCUAAAGGAACUGAAAAUGAUUUACCUUUUAAAACAAGACUCCAAACACUUCAGUAUGUUUUCAACAGUAGUUUAUUUACUCACUUUUAAACACUGGGGUAUGAAAAGCAGUUAGAAAACACUACUGAAACUUGAAAAUUAUUCUAUCAUUUCCAGGGAUUUUGUUUGAGAGUGAAGGAAGGGUCACAUAAUUAGCAAAGACUACUCAGUGCUGCCAGCCUGUUAAAACCUAAACCUGGACAACUGAAACAAAAUUAAAGCCAUGCUAAUUACAAAAACUUACCAUGAGGCUCCUUGCAGGGGGGGGUCACAGUUAGUCUUUGGAGGUCCAAGAAUACCAUUUUUAAGUGUUACUCAGCAGAAGUAGCUGGUAAUAGUGCAAGUGCUAAAAUGCAAAAUUCACAGAUGGUACAGUUUGGAGGUUAUUCUGACUGAUGCAGAAAAGAAAAGUCUAAGCAACUUUUUGCAGUGGGAUAUGAACAGUAAAAGUGUGGCAUCACUUCUCAGCCUGAGGGUUUAGAACCUCUCAAGCUGUACAUUGAGUGCCAGCUCACUUGCUAAGGAAAACUCACAGCAGUGCAGUUUUAUCUGAUACUGGGAUGCUCUCCUUGUUCACAAGCCAAAUGUUAACAUGCAGUAAAGGAAACUGGUACUUGUGAAGUUAAAUGGGCUAAAAACUGGGAAAACAGCUAUCCAUAGUCUCAAAUUUAACACCUCAGGGUGUAUAAAAAAACAUAAAUCAAGCUUUGGUGGGUUUCAAGCUCCAGUAGAUUAAACAAUUCCUCAAGCUCCUAAUACCUGUGGAAAUAAAUCUUCCACUAGUUUCUGCAGAAAGAUCCUGCUCUUUGUUAAGAAGCUGCCUCUUAGCUGACACUUCAGCACCUGUAAUAAACUUAGUUUUUCAGAU
Molecule: messenger RNA, 2638 nt
Organism: Pogoniulus pusillus (Red-fronted tinkerbird)
Lineage: Eukaryota; Metazoa; Chordata; Aves; Piciformes; Lybiidae
Gene: MASP2
Product: MBL associated serine protease 2
Exons: 10
Coding region: 580-1275 (231 amino acids)
Molecular function (GO): serine-type endopeptidase activity; calcium ion binding
Source: RefSeq, a predicted model, not a curated record